AUGGUCACUGGGACGACAUACAACCUGUGCAGCAAGUGCGCUUGAGUCUGCAUCGCCACGCCAGAAGCUCCAGCCAAGACAGGCACUGCAGGAGAUCCAGGUUGCCAUCUGCACAUUGGGAGCAACAGCGGGCCCUGUUUUUUUUUUUCUUUUUUGAAGCUCCUCCUUGUUGGGGACAGUUAUUUCCCCCCUGUUCAUCAUCACUACGGAAAUAUAUUUUCAGUAAAAAUGAUGGAGGAUCAUCUGACUAAGAUACCCAUGGGGCCGUCCUGUUCCCCCACUGAGUCGAUUGGGAGCGGUGGGACGGACAACAGCAGAGGAGCCAAGAGUCCGGCCCCCGGCAAAGCCCUCAGCCCCGCUCUGGUCUGCAAAGUGUGCGGGGACACCAGCAGUGGAAAACACUACGGCAUUUAUGCCUGCAACGGCUGUAGCGGCUUCUUCAAACGCAGUGUGAGGAGGAGACUCAUUUAUAGGUGCCAGGCAGGCACAGGCAUGUGCCCUGUUGACAAAGCUCAUCGCAACCAGUGCCAGGCGUGCCGGCUGAAGAAAUGCCUGCAGGCGGGUAUGAAUAAAGAUGCUGUGCAGAAUGAGCGGCAGCCCCGCAGCACAUCUCAGGUGCGUCUGGACUCCAUUGAUGUGGACCAUGAGAAGGAGCACCUGGCCACCACGCGGGAGCCCACUUCCUCCUCGUCCUCUUCCUCAUCUUCCUCUUCAAGUGGCUCUGUCAUCACAUGGCCACACAUCACCUCGUCCAUAGCCAUCACCUCCUCCGUGCCCCCGCAACGCUGCGUCAGCCCUCAGAACAACCACCGCUUUAUGGCCAGCCUCAUGACGGCCGAGACCUGCGCCAAGCUGGAGCCUGAGGAUGUUGACGAGAACAUUGAUGUGACCAGCAAUGAGCCGGAGCGAGCGUCCUCGGAGUACCACAUGGCACUUUACCCAUCCACCUCAGAAAAUGUGUACGAGACCUCGGCGAGGCUCCUCUUCAUGUCGGUGAAGUGGGCCAAGAAUCUGCCAGUGUUUUCCAACCUACCCUUCAGAGACCAGGUGAUCCUACUUGAGGAGGCAUGGAGCGAGCUCUUCCUCUUGUGCGCAAUUCAGUGGUCUCUGCCACUGGACAGUUGCCCCCUGCUCUCUCUGCCAGACCUGUGCCCAGGCAUGCAGGGCAAGACCAGCUACACAAGCUUGGACCUGAGACUCCUGCAGGAGGUCUUCAGCCGCUUUAAGGCCCUCGGCGUCGACCCCACGGAGUUCGCUUGCCUCAAGGCCAUCGUGCUCUUCAAGCCUGAGACCCGUGGUCUAAAAGAUCCAGAACAAGUGGAGAAUCUUCAAGAUCAGUCACAUGUGAUGCUGGGACAACAUAUCCGCUCUCACUACCUCAGUCAACCCGCCAGGUUUGGAAAGCUGCUUCUUCUUCUCCCGUCGUUACGAUUUGUGAACUCUGAGCGCAUUGAGCUACUGUUCUUCCACAGGACCAUUGGAAACACUCCUAUGGAGAAACUGCUGUGUGACAUGUUUAAAAACUGAUUCUGAUACCUUUCAAUGUGCAGUCUAUGUUCAGUCUUCCAGGUACUACCAGAAUGGAGGAAAGAUGCUUUGAUAACCGUUUAAGGUUCAGUUUAAGAUCACUUUGUUCAUGUUUGUUUGU
Molecule: messenger RNA, 1648 nt
Organism: Syngnathoides biaculeatus (alligator pipefish)
Lineage: Eukaryota; Metazoa; Chordata; Actinopteri; Syngnathiformes; Syngnathidae
Gene: nr2e3
Product: nuclear receptor subfamily 2, group E, member 3
Biological process (GO): positive regulation of transcription by RNA polymerase II; cell differentiation; negative regulation of transcription by RNA polymerase II
Molecular function (GO): RNA polymerase II cis-regulatory region sequence-specific DNA binding; zinc ion binding; nuclear receptor activity
Source: RefSeq, a predicted model, not a curated record